UAAUAGCACGUUUACUGCGUUGCUAGUUAAUCAACUAAAUUACUCAUACGAGUCUUCGCGGCUCCAAAAUGCUGGACCCGAACCGAAACAGACGCGUGGAAAAUCAUAGACAUGGAAAUGUAUAUAUGGCAGGUGGAUAGUGCUACGGAAAACCAAACGAAGGAGACCGUCGUGUGACAUUUACGUGAUAGGAGAGGAUUUGUACGCCGUCACCAGUGUGACUCAACUCAGCCGUCGUUACCUGUACGCCGUCGCUUAUGGUGAUGAAUCUGGGCCAAUAAGUUUGAUAAUGUGAAAAAACUCUUACCACCUCUCCAUAGAAGGCAUAAUUGCUUUAGUAAUAAUGGUCAAUAAGAAAAUGCUGAUAAUGUAACGUAAUUACUAAGAUAAUAUUACUAUGCCAGCAAAUUAGUUUAAUAUAAUUCACAUAUAUCUUUGAAGAUAUUGUGCAUUUAAGCCACAAUUCGUAAAAGCAACACAAAAGCUUUAAAUAAGGUAUGUUAGAUUCUCACAGUCAACAUUCCUUCAUUGCUUCCCUCCUUCUCUCCAAAAAUACUGGAAAAAGUGCUUGAACUUAACUAUUUGCCUAAAUAUAUAAUGACAUUUUGUAAACAGUUAGCAUUCAACAUUCAUGUAAAUGUAGCUGUAUUCACUGUCCUUUUACACAUAUUCACCUGUUGAGCAAACAUAACAAAUAAAAUACAAAGAAAGGAAACGUAUUCUUACUGCACAUAUAAACGUACAUUAGGUGUUACUUUAAUGUCUGACAUUAACACCAUGACAACAUCACUACUUACUAUAGUUAAUGCAGAUCAAUUUGAUGCUAGAAAAUCUUGUAGCUUGUGGGGGACAAAGAUGCAUACCUUUUUCACAACUUUAUAACUAACUUGAACAACUUGGAGAAAGAUGUUACAUGACAGUAUCAGUACGUAAAAAUCUGUGACCCCUGUGCAGUACUCAAGUCUAACAGCAAGAGGCAGCAGCGUAUAGCCUGCCGAAAAGACAAAGACGAAGAAGAGUUCGACCAAUCAUAGUGCCGGAUUCAUUCCCCCUGCCUUCACCCAUAUCCUUCACCCAAAUGUUAAGCGGGAAUGAACAUAAUUGACAAAUGUGUAGUAACAUUUAAAGAGACUGCAAAUCAACCGGAACACAUCGUUGAGUUUAUCCCUUUCCUUCCCUCUCCUCACUCCAGCCUGCUGGUUCCCGAAGCCGUUAGGAAAUAGGAUGAUGUCAGAUGAUGAGGAUGCUGACAGGGAGAGAGAGAACAGCAGACCUACUAAAAAAGAAGCGAGUCCAUUCCCUCCAGAAGUUUCUCGCAAAAUAUCAAGAGCAGUGGCCUUGCCUCCACCACUCAAAAGUGCCGCACCAUGCAUUUUGCACAUUGUUAUACUCUGCAGAUGUCCAGCAGCAUUUGGUGAUUAAAGAAGAGAUUUCCUGUGAACAUCAGAAGUGGAGCCCCAGCCUGAUCCAAGAGCACCAGGAGCACCCACACAUUAAAGAGGAGAAGGAAGGUUUCUGGACCCGUCAGGAGGAUGAGAAGCUGCAAGGACUGCAGAAAGAUGAUAUGACCAAGUUCCUAUUUACUCAUGUCCCUGUGCAGAAUGAUGAUGAAGAGAAAGCUCAGUUGUCACAGCUUCAUCAAAGACAAACUGAGGAAAACAGAGAGUCAGAACCUCCAGCCAGCAGCUCAACUGAACAGAUGAGAAGAACAGAGGUUGAUGGAGAGGGCUGUGGAGGACCAGAAACAGCCAGGAUAUCAGUAUCUUGUUUUAAAUGGCUAUCUGGAUCUGAUGACAAGACUUCACACUCUUCUGAAGUUGAAACUGAAGAUAAUGAUGGUGAUUGGAAGGAGACCAAGAAACCUCAGACAGACUUAAAUACUAUGAAAAAUAAAGUUACUGUAAACAAUAUAGGAUGUAAUACUGGCAAUAAAUUAUUGAGCUGCUCUAAAUGUGGUAGAAGUUUUGGCCAAAAGCACCAUCUGCAGACACACAUGAGAUGUCAUACUGGGGAGAAACCCUUUAGUUGUUCACUAUGUGGAAAAAGAUUUACUCAGAAGGGCAAUCUCACAAAACACCUGUCAGUCCACACAAGGGAGAAACCAUGUAGUUGUUCUGUUUGUGGUGAAAGAUUUGCACAGAGAGGAAAUCUGACACAACACAUGACUGUCCACACAAGGGAAAAACUUUGUUGGUGAGAAAUUGACAAAGGGAUUCAGAGAAGACCAAAUUGCAUUAAUAUCAAGAGAUUCAGUGGAGUGUAUGUCAAAAAACAAUGACAGCAGUAAAUAAAGUUGCCAUUGAAACUAAGUAAAGUUUUCAAUAGUAGUGAAGGAGUUAACUUCUCACUUGGAAUUUCCUACCAUCCAAAUCAGGGCAUUCAAAUAGCUGAGGUAGUAACAGCAUAGACAUGCGUCUGUGGCUCAGGAGGUAGUGCUGGUCAUCCAGUAAUCACAGGGCAGUUUGAUCCCUGGCUUCUGUCCACAUGAAGUGCCCAUGGGCAAGACACUGAACCUCAAUUUGCUCCUGUUGGUCAGGACAGCACCUUACAUUGUACCUCGCUGCCAUUGGUGUGUGAAUGGGUGAAUGAGAGGCAAAUUAACAUCACAUUGCUCUCCUGUCUCCAAACUGCUGACUACCAAAAUACCAAAAUACUACUAGCACAUCAGUAUCAGUAUCACAAGAGGACAGCACACGCUUACCACUGCUACACCACCAUUAAGGACCGUUACAAACCCCUCUCAUGCCCUGCUUUUGGGGAAACUGAUCACACCUCUAUUCUAAUGCCAAAGAAGUCCACUGUCAACUGCCACAAUGACUACUGCCCCAUCAAUUUCACCUCAGUGGUCAUCAAGUGUUUUGUGCAGCUAGUUAAUAAGCACAUCACCUCAUCUCUUCCAGCUCAUUUAGACUCCCUACAAUUUGCCUACAAAUCAAACAGAUCCACAGAUGACAUAAUUGCCCUGACCCCCCACACCACUCUGUCCCACCUGGACAAGGGGAACACAUACAUGCAGAUGCCGUUCAUCAACUAGCUAUUGUGCUAUUAUAGUUAUUAUGCUUGGCCCUAAACACCCUUAGAAACACAUUAUCUAAUGAUAUAGCCACUCUGGAUAGCAUCACCCUGGCUUCCAGCUCCUUCCAGAUCUGGGAGUUAUCUUUGAUCAGGAUAUGUCCUUACACUCCCCAAAAGAAAUUUCAAAGACUGCCUUUUUUCACUCAGGUAAUAUUGCAAAAAUCAGGCACAUCCUGUCUCAAAAAGAUGCAGA
Thunnus maccoyii (southern bluefin tuna) is the source of this 3268-nucleotide messenger RNA. RefSeq names its product hypermethylated in cancer 2 protein-like. The record is from RefSeq and is a predicted model, not a curated record. The transcript has 3 exons. Gene Ontology annotation, biological process: regulation of transcription by RNA polymerase II. NCBI's taxonomy places the organism in Eukaryota, Metazoa, Chordata, Actinopteri, Scombriformes, Scombridae. Bases 1235 to 2197 code for a protein of 320 amino acids. Gene Ontology annotation, molecular function: RNA polymerase II cis-regulatory region sequence-specific DNA binding; DNA-binding transcription factor activity. Gene Ontology annotation, cellular component: nucleus.